Messenger RNA from Hypoxylon trugodes, 1596 nucleotides. RefSeq names its product pyridoxal phosphate-dependent transferase. The coding region runs from base 19 to 1515 and encodes 498 amino acids. The record is from RefSeq and is a predicted model, not a curated record. Gene Ontology annotation, biological process: amino acid metabolic process. Gene Ontology annotation, molecular function: carboxy-lyase activity; pyridoxal phosphate binding. Lineage: Eukaryota; Fungi; Ascomycota; Sordariomycetes; Xylariales; Hypoxylaceae. The transcript is spliced from 3 exons.
GAAGACAAUUCGGCCGCCAUGGAUUCCAAGCAAUUCCGAGAAGCGGCCAUAUCCUCCAUCGAUCAAAUUGUUAAAUAUUACGACACAAUCGAAGGUCGACGUGUCGCUUCCAAUGUUGAACCCGGUUACCUAAGAAAACUCAUACCGGAAGAGGCCCCUCAGUUCGGGGAGGCCUGGGCUGAUAUCCAGAAAGAUAUCGAAGCCAAGAUUAUUCCCGGCAUAACGCAUUGGCAGUCGCCCAAUUUCCUAGCAUGGUUUCCCUCAUCCAGCAGCUUUCCGGCUAUGCUCGGAGAGAUGUACUCAACCGCCUUCACCGGCGCCGCAUUCAACUGGAUAUGCUCACCAGCCGUCACGGAACUAGAAACCAUUGUGAUGGACUGGCUAGCCAAAGCCUUCACUCUACCUGACUGCUAUCUUUCAACAGGCCCCACCAAUGGCGGGGGUGUUAUCCACGGCACUGCUUCCGAGGCUAUUGCCACCGUCUUAGUCGCGGCUCGCGAUAAGUACCUACGUGAAGCAACAGCAGAUAUCACCGACGAGGAAGAGCGUGAAGACGCAAUCGCCCUGCGCCGCAGCAAAUUAGUAGCGAUUGGCAGUGCAGGAACGCACAGCGCAACCAAAAAAGCUGCGCAGAUCGCUGGUGUACGGUAUCGCGCCGUGCCUGUGCAUGCAGCCGACGGGUACCGGAUGACGGGUCCGGAACUUCGCCGUCUGAUCGUAGCUCUACGUGCUAAGGGUCUGGAGCCGUUUUACUUAACAGCGACGCUAGGCACCACAGACACAUGCGCAAUCGACGACUUCGAGGGCAUCGCAGCAGUUCUCGAUGAGCUAGCGCCACUUGAUAAGCCCGGCGAGAUCUGGGUACAUGUGGAUGCUGCAUACGCUGGUGCCGCGCUGAUAUGCCCGGAAUAUCAGUACCUCACUAAGACUUUCGAACGUUUCCACAGUUUUAAUAUGAAUAUGCAUAAGUGGCUCCUCGUCAACUUCGACUGCAGCACCGUCUGGGUUCGGAACCGGCGUUACUUAACCGACGCUUUGAGCGUCUCGUUACCCAUCCUGCAGAACCAACAUACUGACUCCGGACUCGUGACUGAUUACCGCGACUGGCAAAUCCCGUUCGGCCGGCGAUUCCGCUCCUUGAAAGUCUGGUUUGUAUUGCGCUCGUAUGGAAUUAGGGGCUUGCGCACGCAUAUCCGAAAGCAUAUCAAGCUCGCCGAGAGAUUCGCCAAGAUGUUGCGGAGUAGACCGGAUCUGUUUGAGAUCGUCACUGGUCCCCGGUUUGCUCUAACCGCGUUUAAGUUGGUAAAGCCAGGUACGACGCUUGAGCAGCAGAAUGCACUCACAAAGAAAAUGUACGAUAGUGUGGUAGAGGAAGGCAAGAUUUUCUUGUCGAGUACUGUUGUCGGCGAUGUAUUCGCUAUUCGGCAUAACCCGGCGUCGGUAAAUGUGGAGGAACAUCAUGUUAGGAAGCAUUGCGAGAUAUUGGUAGAAGCGGCUGAGAAGACACUUAGGUAAAAUGUACCGGGUUAGAUUGGGAUAGAAAUACAUGAGCUAUGAUGUAGACGAAAUUACAAUAAAAAGGUCGAUCAUGAAGCA